UUUUCUUUCCUUCUUUCUUUCUUUUCCUUGCAACCUCUUGUUCUCACGCUCACCUUCCCACUUCUUUACCUCUUGGCCCUUUUCAUUUAUCCCUCUCUCUAUUCCUAUUUUAAUUAAAAUCAUGUCUUUUAAUGCAUCUAAGCGCGAUGGUUCGCGUAUGGCAAUCAUUGGCGCCGGUUCAGUUGGAUCCGCUAUCGCUUUCGCUUGUCUGAUGCGUUCUGUUGUCUCGGAAUUAUUGAUCAACGAUUUCAAUGAGAAGGUUUGCCAAGGCCAGGUGCUCGAUCUUCAGGACGCCGCCUUUGUUUCCUCAACCAAGGUUCGAGUCGGUACACCAAAGGAGUGUGGUCAAGCUGAUAUCAUCGUCAUUACGGCGGGAGCGCGCCAGCGUCCAGGCGAGACGCGUGACGAACUCGUUCAGCGAAAUGAAGAUAUUCUCAGGAAUGUCCUUGAUGGCUUGCAGCCCAUCAAAUCUACUGCUAUUUUGAUGCUUGUUGCUAAUCCGGUCAAUAUCCUUACUUGCAUGGCCCAAAAGUUCUCAGGCUUACCUCCAAGUCAGGUCAUUGGUACCGGUACCUACCUAGACUCGGUUCGUUUCCGUGUUGCCAUGAGAGAACAUCUCCAGGUUUCUGGUGCAUCCGUCCAUGCCUAUGUUGUUGGUGAUCAUGGCGAUAAGCAGGUUGCAGUCUGGUCUUCCGCUACCGUCGGAGGAAAGCCAUUGCUCUCAUACGAAGAGAUUAAGAGCAUUGAUUGUGAUGAGGAAGCCAAAAAGGUUGCACGGAAAGCUUAUAGUAUUAUCGAUCUUAAGGGCGCUACUUCCUUUGGUAUCGCUGCCGUAGUCUCGGAUCUUGCUCUCUGCAUUACUCUCAACAAAUUGUCUGUCAUUCCCAUCUCAACCUACUGCGAGCGUUUUGAUGCCUGCUUAUCUUUCCCCGUCUCUUUGGGUACCAACGGCGUUGAGCGCAUCGUUUACCCAGAGAUGAACGAAAAGGAGAUUGCGAUGGUCGAAGCCAGCGCCAAGGCCACUCGUGAGCAGUGUGCCAAGUACAAUGACCAUCGCAAGUGAACAUGUACCUUUUUCCCCUUUUCUCUAAUACGCCUUAUUCAUACAUAACUUUACUAAACAAUAAAUUCAAUUUUUUGUCAUGCACUU
This is a messenger RNA of Lobosporangium transversale, 1150 nucleotides long. RefSeq names its product lactate dehydrogenase B. Bases 122 to 1063 code for a protein of 313 amino acids. Gene Ontology annotation, biological process: carboxylic acid metabolic process. NCBI's taxonomy places the organism in Eukaryota, Fungi, Mortierellomycota, Mortierellomycetes, Mortierellales, Mortierellaceae. The transcript has 2 exons. The record is from RefSeq and is a predicted model, not a curated record. Gene Ontology annotation, molecular function: oxidoreductase activity, acting on the CH-OH group of donors, NAD or NADP as acceptor.